This is a messenger RNA of Topomyia yanbarensis, 5388 nucleotides long. RefSeq lists its product as uncharacterized. Gene Ontology annotation, biological process: DNA integration. The coding region runs from base 1 to 5388 and encodes 1795 amino acids. Gene Ontology annotation, molecular function: nucleic acid binding. NCBI's taxonomy places the organism in Eukaryota, Metazoa, Arthropoda, Insecta, Diptera, Culicidae. The transcript has a single exon. The record is from RefSeq and is a predicted model, not a curated record.
AUGCUAGAGGAGCAGAAAAACACAUCGAUGAACGAGCGGAUCUACAAACUCCAAGCACAAUGGAGUAUGCGUGAGAAUCAGCUACAAAAGGAGAUCGCACUUCUCAAGCGAAAGCCUGACAAUGUUGCUAUAGAGACAAAGUCACAGAGUGAAACAAAGUCAAUCGUGUCAUCAAAACGAACGACAAAAGACCGUGAACGUCGUCUAAUAGCUCUAAAAGAACGGCAAGCUUUGGAAAUGAGACACCUUGAAGAACAACUCGUGCUGAUGGAAGAAUGCAGUAGUGAAUACGAGUUCGCAAACGAAGAAGAGGAAAAUAUCAGCUGUAAGGAGAAAGUUGAUAAAUGGUUGGAGAACGGACCUCACCCCGAUACUUCCAUAGCUCCUACGCCGGUCUGCUCCGACGUACUAUCCGUUACUUCAAAGAGAAACACGAAUAGCAACCGCAGUACGACCGGUAACUAUUCUCAACACGCGCGGGCUCUCUCAAAAAACCAACUGGCUGCACGGCAAGCCGUAUCUAAACAUCUACCAACCUUCUCCGGAGAUCCUGAGGAUUGGCCCCUAUUUUUUGCCACAUUCGAGAGUAGCACUGCAAUGUGCGGGUAUACCAACGAGGAGAACAUAUUUCGCCUAAGACGCUGUUUAAAAGACAAAGCCUUCGAUGCAACGCGAAGCUUGCUGCUACACCCAGACAAUGUGGGUACGGUGAUGUCUACGCUGAAAACCUUGUUCGGGCGACCUAACCUUAUCGUUGGGGCAAUGAUCCAGAAGAUUCGAGACAUACCACCACCGAGAAUCGAAAAACUGAAUACAAUGAUCAAUUUCGGCGUAUCAGUACAGAACUUAUGCGCUACUAUACAGGCCUGCGAGUUAGACGAGUAUUACUACAACGUAACAAUCCUUCAGGAACUAGAAGAAAAACUUCCACCAACAGUUAAACUUAGCUGGGCGCUAACCCGCAAACCUAUUCGGAGAGUGAAACUCACAGAUUUUAAUGAAUGGCUUAAAACAAUCGUGGAAGCUGCUUGUGAAGUUACUACCCUGGACGUGGACAUAGUCGGGAAAACAGAGAAGAAGAAGAAUCAAGGAUUUUUAAACGUUCACUCCGAGUGUCUGUCGGAAAGCCCGCGUGAGCCAGCGACAGAUGAUUGUAUCGUCUGCAAAUCGGAUUGCGAGACCGUUGCCAGAUGCAAACGUUUUUUGUCUAUGAACGUAGAUAUGCGCUGGAAAGUAUUAAGAGCCUGCAAACUCUGUCGUAGGUGCCUAAGAAAGCAUUUCACGUCCUGCAACGCCAAAGAUCCAUGUGGGCAAAAUGGUUGCACAUUUUUACAUCACAAAUUGUUGCACAAUGAUACCAAGCACAGGGACGCAAGAUUAGCGUCACCCUCUCCACCUACAGAUUUAAAUCAGUGUUGCAACAUUCAUCGCAGUGGCGUCGGUUCCGUAUUCUUUCGGUACGUACCGGUUAUUAUAAAAGGAAAAGGGAAAUCAAUUGCAACGUUUGCGUUCCUUGAUGAUGGGUCAUCAUCAACCCUGAUGGAACAAGAGCUUUACAACGAACUAGGCUUGGAAGGAACCCCCCAGCCACUCUGCCUGAAUUGGAUGGGUGGAACCAGUAGGUGGGAAAAGAACUCGGUUAAGCUUUCGGUCGACAUAUCAAGUGUGCACAGCCCUGAUAAACAAUAUCGCCUAUCCGGAGUUCAUACAGUCGCAGAACUCAGACUACCAGAACAGACAUUGUCGAUCGAAGAUCUGAGUCAGAGAUAUAAGCACCUCGAAGGACUUCCUAUUCAAUCAUAUUCCAGAAUCGCUCCCAGAAUAUUAAUCGGGAUGAACAACUGUCGACUCGGGCAUGUACUAGAUAGUAGAGAAGGCAGAGAUAACGAGCCUUCAGCAGCUAAAACUCGACAAGGUUGGAUUGUAUACGGUCCGUGCUUCAGCUCAUCACAACCAAAUGCAAUUAUCGAUCACGCCGUUCAUCGUUCGUAUCAUAUCUGUGCUUGUAACAAAGGCCAUGACGAGGACUUACACGCAGCCGUUAAAGAGUACUUCGCUUUAGACAGUAUGGGAAUAAUUUCACCCCGCAAAACUCUACAAUCAAAGGAGGAUGAGCGCGCCAUACGUUUACUUGAACAGUGCACCACUCUAAAGAACGGAAGAUACGAAAGCGGUCUUCUUUGGAAGUACAACGACGUCCGGCUUCCGAACUCCAGAUCAAUGGCACUCACGAGAACGAAAUGUCUAGAGAAACGAAUGGAACGUGAACCAGAACUAGCCAGUAUGCUCAAAUCUAAAAUAAGCGAAUAUGAGGAGAAAGGUUAUGUACGAAAGUUGACCUCUACAGAACUGAAAAUUCAUCGCAAUCGAGUGUGGUAUCUACCGGUUUUUCCGGUCGUCAACCCAAACAAACCAGGCAAGAUUCGCAUUGUCUGGGAUGCAGCAGCGGAGGUCCGCGGAAUAUCUCUGAACUCGCAACUUUUGAAAGGACCCGACCUACUCAAUUCUCUAGUUUCGGUACUGUAUAUGUUUCGAGAAUAUAAGAUCGCCAUUACAGCGGACAUACGCGAGAUGUUCCACCAAGUGAGAAUGAACGAGAAUGAUCAACACUGCCAGAGAUUUUUUUGGCCCGCCGAAGAACCCGGAGGCAAGCCUCAUGAAUACAUUAUGACCGUCCUGAGCUUCGGGGCAACCUGCUCCCCAGCCACAACCGAAUACUGCAUGAACCUUAAUGCCCAGCGAUUCGCCAAAGAAUUCCCACGUGCUGUAGAGGCCAUCACGAAACAUCACUAUGUGGACGAUAUGCUGACGAGCGUGGAGGAAGUCGAACAGGCCGUUAAGCUGGCGAAAGAAGUCCGCCACAUUCAUUCUCACGCAGGAUUCGAGAUAAGAAACUGGCACUCAAAUUCCGAUCACCUACUGAACAAACUUGACGCUAAACCGCACGUCGAAACGAGCCUCAGCAUAGAUUCAGAGACUGCCAUCGAAAAAAUACUCGGCAUGUGGUGGGAUACGAAAACAGAUUGCUUCACCUUCAAGCUUUCCCCACGACACGAUGGCGACCUGCUCUCGGGACGAAAAAUCCCAACGAAAAGAGAACUCCUUCGAACACUGAUGACUAUCUUCGACCCACUGGGACUGAUCGCCAACCUCCUAAUGUAUCUGAAAGUGCUUUUACAGGAAGUAUGGAGAUCCGGUGUGGGCUGGGACGAGAAGAUUAGCGGCAAUCUUCUGGAUAAAUGGAGAGUGUGGCUUCGAGUGCUUCCAGGCGUUCAAUCAGUUGCGGUACCUAGGUGCUACCGCAAACAUACCUCAGCGUCCGAUGAAACGACGACAAUCGAACUCCACACCUUCGUAGAUGCGAGUGAGAGCGGCUACGCAGCGGUGUCGUAUUUCAGGUUCGAAGAAGGCGAUGAAAUAGAAUGCGCAAUAGCAGGAGCAAAAACUCGCGUAGCACCGCUAAAGUUUGUGACUAUUCCCCGACUAGAACUACAGGCAGCAGUACUGGGGGCUCGACUUGCUAAAAGCAUCGUGGAGCAUCAUAAACGUCCGAUCGUAAAGCGCUACUUUUAUACAGACUCAAAGGAUGUCAUGCACUGGAUUAACUCCGACCAUCGUCGGUAUAGCCAAUUCGAAGCUGCACGCGUGAGCGAGAUACUUGAAUCUACUACAACAACCGAAUGGUACUGGAUUUCGACCAAACUCAAUGUUGCGGACGAAGGUACAAAGUGGCAAAAGCUUCCCGACCUCUCACCGAACAGUCGCUGGUUUAGGAGUCCAGAAUUCUUGUGGACAAACAAGAUAAACUGGCCAACCCACUGCAACAGCUUCGGAUCGACGGAUGAAGAACUUCGCCCUACCGUUCUCCACCACAACGCUUACGCGUCGAUAAUAGCGUGGGAACGCUUCUCGAAAUGGAACCGAUUGUUACGCUCGGCAGCAUGGGUGCAACGAUACGUAUCAAAUCUUCAACGGCAAUCAAGAAGUGAGGGUCUCCAGUACGGUCCUCUGUCUCAUGAAGAGCUGAAACGAGCAGAAAUGUGCAUCUACCGCCUGGCCCAGAAAGAAAUGUUCCCCAAAGACUAUUCACUGGCUUCACACCCUAUCAAAGCAAAUACACAAAAGCGUCUCAAAGAAAAAGGUCAGCUGUCCAAACUACAUCCCAUAAUGGACGAAAGCCAAGUUUUACGCAUUCCAGGAAGAAUAGACGAAUGUAACUUUGUUGGCGAUCUCGCUAAACGACCAAUAUUCUUGCCCCGGCAACACUACAUAACAACACUUAUAAUUCGUGAGGUUCAUAAGCUCUAUCACCAUCAAAAUCAUCAAACGGUUCUGAACGAACUGAAGCAGAAAUACUAUAUUCCCAAAGUACGUACACAGUGCGAUCGUGUUAGGCGAAACUGUCAAUUUUGUAAAAUACGAAAUACAACGCCACAGCCACCAAUGAUGGGCAGUCUCCCUGCAGCCAGGUUAGCAGCCUACGCAAGACCUUUUUCGUAUAUAGGUAUAGACUACUUUGGUCCACAAGAAGUACUAGUAGGGCGCCGUGUUGAAAAACGAUGGGGUGUGCUAAUAACAUGCCUCACUGUGCGCGCCAUACACAUUGAAAUAGCACACAGUCUUACGACGGACUCCUGUAUCAUGGCCAUACGCAAUUUCAUGUCUAGAAGGGGAGUUCCGCUCGAAAUUUAUAGUGAUCGAGGGACGAACUUCAUCGGUGCAGAUCGGGAGCUGAAAGAAAUUUUGAAAACGGUUGACCAGGAUCACAUGGUGAGAAGUUUUACAACAUGUUCUACGCGCUGGAUCUUCAAUCCACCUGCCUCUCCCCAUAUGGGAGGGAGUUGGGAACGACUGAUACAGUCGGUCAAGAAAGGACUGGCGCAAAUAAAGCCACGAAGACUGCCUACGGACGAGAUUUAUCGGAAUAUGCUAAUGGAAGUUGAGAUGGUCGUAAAUUCUAGGCCAUUGACAUACGUUUCAGCCGACAAUGAAUCAGCACCAGCUCUAACACCAAACCAUUUCCUCUUGGGAACAUCGAAUGGCGUUAAACCCUUCUUCCUAUUCGACGACGGCGCAGAUACCUUACGCAAAACCUGGAAAAUGUCUCAAGUUUACGCAAAUAUCUUUUGGAAACGUUGGUUAACGGAAUACCUUCCCAGCAUCACGCGUAGAACUAAAUGGUUCCAGCCGGUAAAACCUAUUAAGACGGGAGACAUCGUAGUCAUUGUGGACCCCGCAUUACCAAGGAACUGCUGGCCCAAAGGUCGUGUGGUUUCCAUUUCCCAAUCGAAGGACGGGCAGGUACGAAGUGCUACAAUCCAAACAUCCGGAGGGUUGAUGGAACGGCCCGCUGUAAAGAUUGCAGUUCUGGACGUUGGACCAACAUAG